UAGUAAUUAUUCAGAAGGUGCAGUCCGAACCGGCCGACCUCAGUCGUCGCUAUUUGAUAAAUCCUCAGAACGACGCCGUCUCUCUCCCUCCAUGGCCUCCGCAGAGCAGCCCCCGAAGAAGCGAAGGCUGCACGAAGCCGAAGCAGAGCCACCAUCCUCAUCGCCGCCACCAUCUCCGCCACCACCGCCACAAUCCCUAGCCCAACGGCUGAGCGCGGCAGCUCCAGAAUCUCUCUCCCAGGACGAAAUUCUCAGGAAACGUAGACACCGCGACGAGAUUCGAGGCGUUUACGACUGCUAUAAGCGGAUUAAGUUCUGCCUCUCCAAGAAGGACACUGCUCUCACCGCCGAUCUUGAGCAAGCCUAUCUCUCCCUCAUCACCGCCUCCAGAGGUUGUACGAGUGUACAACGCAUUGUGGCUGAUCUCAUUCCUAGAUAUGCUUCGAAAUGCCCCACUGCUCUUGAAGCCGCGGCAAGAGUUGUUGUCAAUAUGCAUAACUGGAGUGCGGGGCUGAUAAAUAGAGGAGAGGAUACUAAUGGCUUUGCAUUCCAGACUGCGAAAUCCUGUAUUCUUGGUCUAUCGGAUAUUUGUUGCACUGCUUCCUCGGUGGCGUCAACAUCCUCUGUCAUUCGUGGUAUUUGCUCCGGCGUUUUUCAGAAUGUGCUUACCUUCUUUAUAUCGUCCUUUGAGGGGAAGGAUGUCUUUCUGAUUGUUGGUAAAGAGACUGUGAGAAUGCAAGGUUCUGCUGAUAUCUUUCUUCAGCUAAAGGAGAAGUUUUCUGAUGGAAAUGAAUCUUCGGUGACUAAGUUAUCCCAGUUACGUGCUCUUUGUUUACUGUGGAUUUUCUUUUGUUAUCCUAAAGACUCACUUGCAGCCUGCUUUGAACUCUUGAAAUCCACCUCAUCAGAGGGAGUUCUUAAAGGGCAGUAUUUUCUAAGUCAAAUAACAAGCAAACUCGAUAAGGAUGGCGGGCAUCAUUUGAGCAAAACUAGUGAUGAAUCUAAAACAAGUACAACUUUUGUUGAAACAAGCAACAGAGGCAAUGAUAUUAGCUCUGAGCAGCUAGCAUCAGAUGGAAACAACGUCUUUGAAGAUACGAUUUCAGUUUCAAAUAGCUGCUUGUUAGGACUGGUUCUUAGUAAAGAUCCAUUAUUGCAAGGUUGGAUGCUCUCAAAAUAUAAGAAGUUAUGUAGAUUGCCAUCUAUUUCAGAUUUUAAAUCUGCUUUGGAGGGUGCCUUUAAAUCUUUUAUAGAUGUAAUGGACGUAGAAGGUAAUCGAGCAGACAGUGAUGAGGAUGAUUCUGAUCCAUCGAGAUUUAUCAAUCGACCAUAUCUGGUGUCUAGGUUCUCUAACCUACAUGAAACUGGCAGUGAUGUUUAUUCUGAUAGAGUGUCAGGUCAACAUAUGAAAGCUCGUAGCUCUGUAAUGCCUCUUGAAGCUAAUAGUCACUCAACGGGUUCCAAUCAGGAUAGUGGCGGUGCAAGGCCCAUGGACUUUGAGAUUAGGGAGCAUGGAGAUAUGUCACAUGGCAGGUCUUCCAUGCCCAGGGACGUAGUGAACCACCAGAUGCCUUCACCUGUCACAAGGUCUCCAUUAAGCUUCAGGAGUAAUUCGUUUGAUGGGAGAAACCACUUUCAUAUUGAGAAGAACAAAGAUACAAAUUUGGAUUUUGGUUCACCUUCCAUGAGAUCUUCAAGUGGAGGUGCAAACAGUUCUUUUGAAUCUCCCAAAUGUCAUCCUGUGUCGUCAUAUGUGUCCCCCAAGACUCAAAUUGUUUGGUAUUCUGAUGGGGAUAUUGCAGCCAUGGACAUUUUCUCAGCUUCUAAACAGCUCUGGCUGGGCUUUUUUGGUUCUGAUGUAUCUGAAGCCCAUGUAAGGUUUCAGUUAGAGAGGUUUGGUGCCAUGGAACAUUUUUUUUUCUUUCCUCAUAAAGGAUUUGCCGUAGUUGAGUAUAGAAACAUUCUUGAUGCCAUAAAGGCUCGUGAAUAUACGCGCAGGCAUUUUCCUUGGUGCAUAAAGUUUAUGGAUACAGGACUGGGAACUAGAGGUGCUAUGAAUGGUGUUGCAGUUGGUUCUAGUUGUCAUGUUUAUGUUGGAAAUGUUUCAAGUCAAUGGGCCAAGGAUGAGAUUCUUCACGAAUCAAGGAAGGUGCUUCGCAAGACUCCAUACUCGGUCACUGAUUUCAGCAAUGAAGGUGCGGUACUGAUGGAAUUUGAUACUCCUGAAGAAGCUGCUGCUGUGAUGGCACAUCUCAGACAGCAUCGCAAGGAAAGGAGUAACCACAGGACACCAUAUGGUGCUGGAUCACUUAAUGUAGUAUCUCACAUUGAUGGUGCCAGAUCUGUACCUACCCCUACCCAUGUUGACAUCAGAAGCAACCAGGGAAACAUGUCUAAUACUGCUGCUACCCCAUUUGCAGUAAAGCAUGAGAGCCACUCAAUGGAGCUUGUAUCCCCUAGAGUAAAAUCUGAGAAUCAGGGGAAUUCGGUACAAAGUGGAUAUAUGUUUCAGUCAAACAGAGCUGUCACUGGCUCUACGGAGAUGCUUGAAGCUGGCACCAGAAGAGUUGAUGGUUAUGACAGUAACUUAGCUGUGAAUUCUACACAAGGAGGUGGUCACGUUGCUUCUCAUGCCAAUGAACCUAGGUGGUUGUAUUCAAAACCUGGAAUGGAGCUGCAUUCUGCACCAGGGAGCAUUCCAUGCAUUCCUGUACCAACACAGAUACCCUCAGCUCCACCUCCUCCACAAAUUUCCUCAUCUCCAUUUAUGCGACCUGUUUACCUCCCUCCAAAUAGUUCUUGGGAUCCACGGGGUUCAAGUCACAAUCGUCCUUUGAACCCAAUCUCACCAGGUGUAGUCCCCAACAAUUUUCAUGGUAAUGCUAUUGUACCUCCCUUCAUUCCUGCUUCUGUGACUCCACUUGCACAAAUACAGGGAGCUCCAGUGCAGCAAUUUGACCGUAUGUUUUCAGUACCCAUAGCACCACCACCAUUAUCAUCUCUGCCACCUCCUCUACCUGAAAUGCCACCUCCGUUGUCCCCACCCCCACCGCCUUUGCCUCAAUCACAGCCACCUUUUGUUCCCCCUCCACCUUUCCCCUCCCCUCCUGUGGCUGUUUCAGAACCAUCUGUUGUGGAAACUUCUGGACAACCCUCACAAUAUCAGUGGCAGGGAACAUUGUGUAAGAGUGGUGUUCAUUACAGUACAGUUAAUGCAUAUAGAGUGGAUUCUGAUAUUUGCAAAUAUUCCAAUGCCACUUCUGAACCUAUAGAAUGGCCUCUUAAGUUAGACAUGACCAAGCGUACAGAUUUUCGGCAUGUGAAGUCAACAUUUACUAGCACCCCACCACAUAAGAGGGAAGUGUGUCGAUUGAUCCCAUCUUCUGCAGCUGAUCAGAAAGGGUUUCAGGAUUUCUUGUCAUACUUGAAGCAGAGGGACUGCUCUGGAGUGAUCAAGAUCCCAGCGGUGAAUUCCAUGUGGGCCAGACUUCUCUUCAUACUUCCAUACUCGGAAGAGACUUGCUCUAUGCUCUCUAUUGCGCCUUGUCAACCUGAUUGCCUCAUUGCUUUAAUAUUACCUAAAGAAACGAAUUUUGACUUUUGCGGUUUAAGCAUAAAGUGGUUUGCCAUGUCGAGUCACCGGAACCCUCAGGGCAACACUAAUAGGCAAGCCGGAGGAAGCAAGGGUUUCACCAAAACCCAAAAGGUCUUCGUCCCCAAAAAUCAAGACCAGAAUCGUCCCAGAAGCCCUAAAUCCCCAAAUCCCACGCUCUCCGCCUCCCUCCGGCAAUCGCUGUCCCAGCCGUCCAAUGCCGAAGCUUCAAGCGUCGCUGCUUCUGCGCCGCCGGCGAGUAGCAGUAGUACAAGUAGUAGGGUUCGGAUGGGAGAGAGAGGCGAGUGGGUGUCGACCAAGGGCAAUUUCGUGAAUUACUUGCCCCAAGAUGAGGCUGUUGCCGCUGGCCUCGGCGCCGACGAAGGUGGAUUGGACGCCGUGGAGUCUCAGAGAGUCGUCGAUCUUCUCAAUAGAGAGCUUUCUCGAUUGCUCAAGCUAAACCCUAAGGAAUUUUGGAGACAAGUGGCUAGUGAUACUUCCCUGCAUGAAUUUUUGGAGAGCUUCCUACAGUUUCGUAGCAGGUGGUAUGAUUUCCCUCAUCGCGGAGCCAAGGACAUGGUGGCAGGGGUCAUUGUAGGGGAAUUAGAACUGAGCCGCCGCGUUUUUAUGGUAUUGUAUCGAAUAUCUUCUAGCAGGGAUCCUGGUGCUCGGGCUGCUGAUAGUCUCAGUCCUAAAGACCAUGAAGCUCUUUUGCAGGAGAAGAAGUUGCUUGACUUGCCUAAGUUGCUCGACAUAUGUGCUAUAUAUAGUCAUGAAAAUGAAGAUUUGACGAGAGUGCUGGUUGGCAAUGCAGUGACAGCCCAUGCUACAAUCCGUGACAAUUUGACUGCUGUGGCAUCACAUUUUCUGAGCAUUGUACAAACAAUGUAUCAACGUAGUAGCACGGCAUUAGAGGCCCUUUUUCUGUCUGGAAAUCCUGGAGAACACGGAUCCAGCCGUCUUCUUGCUGAUUUACUGGAGGUUAUGGACUUCAUAAACGAUGCAAUUGUAUCCAUGGAUGCUUUUCUAACUGCAUACAAACCAUCCGCAAUAUUCUUCUUGUGCCCUGUUGAGAUAAGUUAUGGGAACGAGGAAUUACUAAGCACUCUAGCAAGGUUGCAUGAUUCAUUACUUCCAUCUUUGCAGCGUGGGUUCCAAAUAAUUUUGGCAGCUGGAGAACAUAAAAUGGUGUCAAAUGUUGCUAUAAGUUUGAAGAUGUUAUCAAUGAGAAUUGUCAAGUUUGGAUGGAAACUGUUGGACUCAUGCUAUCUAAGUGAUGAGGUAUUCAAAGAUAAUCUCUCCAUUCCUGCUGCUGCAGAGAUGUUCCCAGCUAAACUAGAGGAUCCUUAUAUUAGAGCGGACAUUUUGGUUCAACUGUUGAGAGAGAUUAAUGGAAUUUCAGUAUGUGCUCAAGAAAACCAGAAUAGGGAAACAUUUCUUCAAAAUGUUGAGAAGAACUUCAAUAUUAUGGGCAAAGUGGAGAAUUUACAAAAUCACGGAUGGAUAAUCAUGGAUGAUGAGCAGUUGGGGUAUGUGUCUGGAAUACUGCUGUGUACUCAGAAGGUCAUUGGUAAGUUGCACACCAAUGCAACAACCCCUUUAACAAACAAGGUAGCGGUGGAUGAAGAUGUUGCAAUUAAGGAGUCCAAGAUUAGUCAAGUGAAGGAUCUCUUCCCUGAUUAUGGAAAAGGGUUCUUAGCUGCCUGUCUUGAAGCAUACAACCAGAAUCCCGAGGAAGUGAUUCAAAUGAUUCUUGAAGGAACUCUUCAUGAAGACCUGCUGUCCUUAGAUACUAAAUUAGAGACAAUACCAAAACCCAGAAGUGCUACUGUUAGUAGGAAUGAUAAAGGGAAAGGAAUACUAGUUGAACCUACAGCAUCCACCACUACUAAUACAGUGGCUGCCAUUAGGGUUCAACAAAAUGGGGUCCCUUCAGUUUCAUCAUCAUCUUCACAGGGAAGAUUUGUUAGGAAGUCUAAAGCUGACUUGCCUGAUUCUGAUACACUUGAUGACAAAAACGAAAAGUAUUCAGCAAAAACUGCUGCCCUUGUUUCGCAAUUUGAGUAUGAAGAUGAGUAUGAUGACUCUUUUGAUGAUCUAGGACUGAGUGUUGCGGAUUCAGGAGCAGGGGAAAUUGAGUCGUUCGGUGAAAAAAGCAGUUCAAAUAUUGGGAAACCUUGGGAGACACGAACUGAAAGUUCAUCUCAGAAUGCUACUAGUUCAAAAUGGGGUUCCAGACGGAAUCCCCAAUAUUAUGUCAAAGAUGGCAAGAAUUAUAGUUACAAAGUAGCAGGUUCAGUUGCAGUUGCAAAUGUGGGUGAGGCAUCGUUAAUUACUGAAGCACAAAAAGAACUGAUUCAUGGUCUUGGUCGUGGCGGCAAUCUUCCACUUGGUGCAGUUAAGAAGCUGACAGAGUACUCUGAGCAGCAAGAUAGUCAUGUAGAUAUUUCUCAGAGUGAAGGUAGAGGGAAAGGGUAUAAUCAGAAUUCCAGGGGCUGGGGCAGAGGAGGAGGAGGAGGAGGAGAAAGGAGAAUUGAGGAGCAAGAUAAGCACUUUUCUCAGACAGAAGGCAGAGGGAGAGGGUACAUUCGGAAUUCCAGAGGCCUGGGAAGAGGAGGAGGUGAAAGAAGUCAAGGCGACUCAAGUGAGGAGCAAGAUAAGCACUUUGAUAAUUCUCGGACAGAAGGGAGAGGGAGAGGGUACAUUCGGAAUUCCAGAGGCCGGGGAAGAGGAGGAGGAGAAAGAAGUCAAGGUGACUCAGGUGAGGAGCAAGAUAACAAGCAAACUAGUGUUUCUGAAGUAGAAGGAAGAGAAAAUGUAGGGAAUCAGAGGGGAAGAGGGAGGAGAGGUGGGGGAGGAGGGAGGAGUAAUAAUUACAGGAAGGACCGAGCCAUGAAUAAGCACUUUUCUAGUUUGCGUGGUCUCUAGAUAGAGCUACUCUGAUAAUAGCAUGAGACCGUCUCGGGGGCGCCUCUAGGUUGGUUUCUCUUCUUUUAUACUGAGAUUGUAAUUCCCUGCAAAAUGCAAGUCGCGAGGUAAUAUUGACAAAAUUCUCAGGAAUCCCACAACUACAUAAUAUACAAAGGAUCAGAUUUUGAUAUAUCAACUGUUUCCAAAAGUUGCACAAAAAGCAGUAGCUUGUCAACUGGCUGUAGUAGUCUUGUUUUCUUGGUUUUGUUUGAAAAAAGUAAAUAUUUUUCUGUUUCAAAUAGUUAUACUUUUUAUUCUUCUGUUUGAAAGAGUUUCACAUUUUA
Molecule: messenger RNA, 6846 nt
Organism: Rosa chinensis
Lineage: Eukaryota; Viridiplantae; Streptophyta; Magnoliopsida; Rosales; Rosaceae
Molecular function (GO): ubiquitin binding; nucleic acid binding
Source: RefSeq, a predicted model, not a curated record